CAUUAAGGUACUACCUGAUUCACGAUGAGAGUCGCCGUGUCUUUGGCGGCCGUUGCGUCGCUGCGCAUCGCCGUUGCUGCCGUGACUAUCGCCGAGAUCAAUGGCAACAAGUUCUUGUCUCCCUUGGCCGGCCAGACGCUCGCCAACAUCACCGGCCUGGUCACUGCGAAGGGACCGGACGGUGUGUGGAUCCGCUCAACAACGCCCGACGAUGAUGCCCGCACCUCGGAAUCCAUCUACGUGUACAGCAGCACCGUCGGGACGAACCUGAAGGUCGGCGAUAUCAUCUCCCUGGGGGCAAAGGUCGACGAGUACAGGUCUGCCGACACUUACCUGUACCUUACCGAGCUCAGCUCGCCAAAGGAUGUCAAGGUACUGUCGAGUGGGAACGAAGUGACUCCCCUCAUCAUCGGCGAGGACACCCUCCCCCCACCAACGGUGCAGUACACCAGCCUCGACGGUGGCGACAUCUAUGCGGUCCCCAACGCCGUGGUCAACAUCUCGGCUGUCAAUCCCGUCUUGGAUCCCGCCAACUAUGGCUUGGACUUCUGGGAGAGCCUCGUGGGCGAGCUUGUAACUAUCCGGAACCCGAGGGUCAUUGGUAGACCCAGUAGCUACAGAGAUACAUGGGUGGUCGGCGAUUGGCCCGUCACUGGAAAGAGCUCCCAUGGCAGUUUGACCAUGUCUGACCUAGACUCCAACCCCGAGGCCAUCAUCAUUGGCACCCCCCUCGACGGGACGCGCAACCCAAACCAGUCGAAGAUCGGCGACCAGGCCGAGGACAUCACUGGAAUCGUCACCCAGGCCUUUGGAUUCUACCGCGUGCUGCCCCUCACCGGGAUCCAGAUCGCCGUCAACGCCACUGCCGCGUACCCGCCGACGACUCUCAAGAGCAAGGGCAACUGCCGCGCCAUCACUGUGGGGGAUUAUAACGUAGAGAAUAUGUCCCCGAAGACAGCAAAUCUUCCCAAGGUCGCCGCCCAGAUCGCCAACCACCUCGGCGCGCCCGACCUCAUGUUCGUCCAGGAGAUCCAGGACGACAACGGCUCGGGCAACAACGGCGUCGUGACCGCCAACCUGACGCUGACGACCCUGGUGGCCGCCAUCAAGACCAUCAGCAACGUGACCUACAACUUUGUCGAGAUCGCCCCCGUCGACGGCCAGGACGGCGGCGCGCCCGGCGGCAACAUCCGCGUCGCGUACCUGUACCGCCCCGAGGUCCUCAGCCUGUGGAACCCCAACCCGGGCUCCAGCACCGACGCGAACGAGGUCCUGCCCGGCCCCCAGCUCAAGUACAACCCGGGCCGCAUCGACCCGGCCAACGACGCUUGGAUCGUCACCCGGAAGCCCCUGGUCGCGGCCUGGAUGGCCAAGGGCGCACGGAAGCCCUUCUUCACUGUCAAUGUGCACAUGUCGUCUAAGGGCGGGAGUAGCUCUCUGCACGGUGAUGUCCGGCCGCCUAUCAAUGGCGUUAUAGAGCCCCGGAUCAAGCAGGCCGAGGUCACGGGCAAAUUCAUCGCCCAGAUCCUCGCCGAGGACCCAGCGGCUCGUAUCAUCGCCGCCGGCGACUUCAACGACUUCACCUUUGUCCAGCCCAUGAAGACGUUCGCUGCUACGUCGGGGCUGCGAGACCUCGAUGAGGUUGUUAACAUGCCUGCCGAGGAGAGGUAUACGUAUACUUUUGAUAUGAAUACCCAGGCCCUCGAUCACAUGUAUGUCAGUCCCGCGCUGGUGGCCAAGGCGCAGUAUGAGCACCUGCAUGUCAACUCGUGGGCGGCGCCGGCGGAUGUGGUGUCGGAUCAUGAUCCUAGCUUGGCGGUGCUUAAUGUGUGUGGGUGCUAGGGGAUGUUGGGGUGUGUAUAGAGCAUCCCUUGGGGAAGAGGGGUAAAAGUAAUGCUGCGUUUGCUACCCCUAGAGGUUACUUGCAAUAUG
Phialemonium atrogriseum is the source of this 1932-nucleotide messenger RNA. RefSeq names its product putative endonuclease. Lineage: Eukaryota; Fungi; Ascomycota; Sordariomycetes; Cephalothecales; Cephalothecaceae. Gene Ontology annotation, molecular function: catalytic activity. The record is from RefSeq and is a predicted model, not a curated record. Bases 25 to 1842 code for a protein of 605 amino acids. The transcript is spliced from 3 exons.